Molecule: messenger RNA, 1809 nt
Organism: Emericellopsis atlantica
Lineage: Eukaryota; Fungi; Ascomycota; Sordariomycetes; Hypocreales; Bionectriaceae
Product: putative glutamyl-tRNA amidotransferase subunit A
Exons: 1
Coding region: 146-1729 (527 amino acids)
Molecular function (GO): catalytic activity
Source: RefSeq, a predicted model, not a curated record
AGACAGUUGAUUCUUUCGUUGACAAUGGUAUAAUAAUACAUGGUGAAGUCUGGGGCUGAGCCUACAGGGUCGCCAGACAAGCAACCUUCUGUCUUGUUCUGUCGACAUCACCGAGCCUUCAAAGUCCGAACACCACCAAGCAGAGAUGGCACCCGCAGCUCUCGUCGCCCCCAGCGCAGCACCAGACUUUACUCCAUCAUGCUCACAGUCCAUCAAGUCGCAUAACCCUAUUGUCACCGCCCUGGAUCUGAACAUUGGAGAGGUGACCGUGGAGAAUCUCCAGAGACUAUACGCUUGCGACGCCGCAACACCCGCAGACGUUGUCCGCGCCACGUACAGGAAAUUACACAGCCAUCUAGACAAGGCAGUAUGGAUCACAUUGGUGCCCGAAUCCGAGGCCUUGGCCGCGGCCGAGCAGUUGGCGCGACAGUACCCUGAACCAGUGUCGAGGCCGCCCUUGUACGGUGUCACCUUCUCGGUCAAGGACUCAAUCGACAUUGCUGGGCUUCCCACGACGCUCGCAUGCCCGACGUACGCCUACACGGCGACGCAGACGGCGCCCGUCGUCCAGCGCUUGGUAUCCGCUGGCGCCAUAUUGAUCGGCAAGACCAAUCUCGACCAGUUCGCUACCGGGUUGAACGGUACCCGGUCGCCGUAUGGGAUCCCGCGCUGUGUGCAUGACAGUGACUAUGUCUCGGGCGGCAGCUCCUCUGGCUCUGUCGUCAGCGUCGCCGCGGGCCUCGUAGCCUUUGCUGUGGCCACCGACACGGCCGGGAGCACGCGCGUUCCGGCGGCCUUGAAUGGUAUGGUGGGCUUGAAGCCAACCCUGGGCACCAUCUCGACUGUCGGGUUGGUCCCGGCGUGCAAAACGGCGGACUGCAUCACCGUCAUAGCCAAGACUGUCCAGUCAGCGCGUAUGGCCUUGAGCACUAUGCGAGCGUAUGAUGAGAACGAUGUCUAUGCACGAGAUGAAGCACAGCUUUCCGUCUUGGCAGCCCAGCCUUCCUGGUGGGACGCGAGCAACAAUGGGAGGGUGCGCUAUGCUCUGCCGCCGCCGGAUGUUGUGUCAGCCGCAUUAUCAGAGCCAUACGCUGCUCUGUUUCAUAAGGUGACGGCCAAGCUGCCGACCAUGAGCUUCAUGGACACUGAGCACGGAGCCGGCUUUGACUAUUCCCCCUUCGCCUCCGCCAACGCAAUGUUGUAUGGUAGCUCCAUUGUCGCGCAACGUCUUGUCGCCUUCAAGUCGUACAUGGACACACAUUCCACGGAGGGCAUGCACCCCGUCGUGCGGGACAUUUUCAGUGCGAGCCAGGGCUUUGACGCCGUGCGGGCGUACGAGGACAUGUUUACCUUGGCCGAGUACAAACGCAAGGCCGCACGGCAGUUCCGCUUCCCUUCUCCUUCCUCCUCUACCGGCCGAGAAGGCAUAGACGUGCUCGUGGUGCCCUCCACGGCCACGCACCCCACGGUCGCCGAGAUCCUCGCGGACCCCAUCGAGCUCAACAAGCGACUGGGCAGCUUCACCCACUUUGUCAACUUGCUCGAUCUCUGCGCCGUGUCUGUGCCCAUUGGGGGGACGUGGACCAGCAGGAAUGGCAAGAAGAUGCCCUUUGGUGUCACCCUCAUAUCGACAUCGGGACGGGACGAGGAUCUGUUGCAGCUGGGACAGCGGUUGAUGAGCGAGAGCUGGGACGAGUCGGAGGGACUCAUCGGAAAUAGUCUACUGUAAGAAAUAGAAAGAACUCUAUACCAAGUCAGUGUCAUACGUACUAUCAACGAAUGAAAUUAAAACCAAAGGGAACAUGAAUC